GAUGACCAGGUACAAUGUAACUAUGACUACUCAAUAUAGGCAUGGUACAUGCGUCGUUGAGAUUCAGGUCAACCUAAAUACUUUCCAACUAGUAUUAAUGACACAAAAAUAAUAAAAAAAAGCAGCAUUUUACUCGUGCUUCCCCUUUGCCCCAAAUCAACAAUGGCAUCUGAUGGGUUUAGGCCGUUGGACGAGAAGUCACUAGUGGAGUACAUAAAAUCGACUCCUUCUUUGGUUUCAAUUUUGGGGAAACAGUUCGAUAAACUUGAAAUCAAGGAAGUUGGUGAUGGAAAUCUCAACUUUGUCUAUAUUGUUGUUGCCCCAUCUGGUUCGAUUGUCAUCAAACAGGCUCUUCCUUAUAUUCGAUGCAUAGGAGAGUCAUGGCCAAUGGCAAAAGAACGUGCUUACUUUGAAGCCACUGCACUAAAAGAGCAUGCUCGUCUGUCUCCUGAGCAUGUACCUGAAGUUUACCAUUUUGACAGGACUAUGUGUUUGAUUGGUAUGCGCUACCUUGAACCUCCUCAUAUUAUAUUGAGGAAGGGAUUGAUUGCUGGGGUUGAGUAUCCAUUGCUUGCACAACACAUUUCAGACUAUAUGGCAAAGACUCUUUUUUUCACCUCCCUGCUUUAUCUUACGACAACGGAUCACAAACGUGCAGUUGCUGAGUUUUGUGGAAACGUCGAGUUGUGUAGGCUCACUGAGCAGGUUGUCUUCUCGGACCCCUACAAAGUGUCCGAAUAUAAUCGCUGUACAUCUCCUUAUCUUGAUGCCGAUGCAGAGGCAGUUCGCAACGAUAAUGGUUUGAAGAUUGAAGUUGCUGAGCUUAAAUCCAAGUUUUGUGAGAGAGCCCAAGCUCUUAUACAUGGCGAUCUCCAUACUGGUUCUUUGAUGGUCACUCAUGAUUCAACCCAAGUAAUUGACCCAGAAUUUUCUUUCUAUGGGCCAAUGGGUUUUGAUAUUGGAGCAUUUAUUGGAAAUCUAAUUCUGGCGUACUUUUCCCAAGAUGGACAUGCAGAACAGGCCAAUGACCGUAAGUCAUAUAAAGUUUGGAUUUUGAAGACAAUAACAGAGACUUGGAACCUCUUUCACCAAAAGUUUCUUGCACUCUGGGAUGAGCACAAGGAUGGUCCUGGUGAGGCUUAUCUUCCUGAAAUAUACAAUAAUACUGAGCUUCGACAACUGGUAAAGCAGAAAUAUAUGAAAGAACUCUUUGAGGACACCCUUGGAUUUGGUGCUGCUAAAAUGAUAAGGAGAAUAGUUGGGGUGGCUCAUGUAGAAGAUUUUGAAUCAAUCAAGGAUGUUGCCAAACGAGCUGAUUGUGAGCGACAAGCGCUCAGCUGUGCAAAGAAGCUUCUGAAAGAAAGACGAAACAUCAAGAGUAUUGAGGAAGUUGUUUCCACAAUUGAGCAAGUUCAGUUGCAGUAAUGUCUUAAGUUAAAAUGGAUGAUCAUGUAACGCCUUUUGACGAAGCGUUGAUAUGUUUGCUUUAUGACUAAGCAUUCUGGAGUCUAUUAAGAUAUAUAAAAUGCAUAUUGAUGAUAAAUAAUCCCCUUUUAGGUAUACAUUAUGCAUAAAAUGGUGAGUUUUCUUUGCUCAAUUGUCAUUCUAUUGGUGGAGGAACAUUAUCAUUUCCAGUUUAUUUCAGCACCAACUUCAUAUAUUUUCACAUUCUGUUCUAUU
Solanum stenotomum is the source of this 1680-nucleotide messenger RNA. RefSeq names its product methylthioribose kinase. The transcript is spliced from 6 exons. Gene Ontology annotation, molecular function: S-methyl-5-thioribose kinase activity. The record is from RefSeq and is a predicted model, not a curated record. The coding region runs from base 163 to 1425 and encodes 420 amino acids. NCBI's taxonomy places the organism in Eukaryota, Viridiplantae, Streptophyta, Magnoliopsida, Solanales, Solanaceae.